AUGUCUCUUUCACGCUUCAUCACCCCUCUCUCUUGCACUUCAUCAACCUCAGAUUCUUCUAGGAUUACGGCGACCGUAAAGAAGAAUAUGAAUACUACUACAGCUUUGUGUUUGGAAGAGAGUAAAGAAAAAAUCAAGAGCAUGUUCAAUAAGGUUGAACUUUCAAUUUCUUCAUAUGAUACUGCUUUUGUGGCAAUGAUUCCUUCUUCAACGGCGCCGCACACACCCUUUUUCCCUCAGUGCUUGAACUGGUUGCUGGAUAAUCAACUCGUGGAUGGGUCUUGGGGUCUUGUGGAUCGCCAUCCAUUGUUGAUGAAUGAUGCUCUCUUGUCUACCUUAGCUUGUAUCCUUGCGUUAAAGCAAUGGGGUAUUGGUGAAGAUAAGAUGAAUAAGGGACUUCAUUUUAUUGAAUCAAACUUUACUUCAAUCAAUGAUGACAAGCAACAUCAUCCCAUAGGAUUUGAUAUACUUUUUCCUUCUUUGGUUGAAUAUGCACAAACUUUGGGCAUUAAUCUUCCAAUUCCACCCACAAGCUUGGAAGCAAUGAUCCAAAAGAGAGACACAGAGCUUCAAAGAGGCUCUGAAAGCAAUUCAGAAGGGUGGAGAGCAUAUCUAGCAUAUGUGUCAGAAGGAAUGUUGAAGUCACCGGACAUGAAUACAAUCAUGAAGUAUCAAAGAAAGAAUGGAUCUUUAUUUAACUCACCAGCUACAACUGCAGCUGUUUUUCAUCGCAUAAAGAAUGCUGACUGUCUUAGUUACCUCCAAUCAGUAUUACAAAAGUUUGGGAAUGCAGUUCCCACGGCUUAUCCUCUGGAUAUAUAUGCCAGUCUUUAUAUGAUCGAUAGUCUUGAAAGGUUGGGUAUUGAUCAUCAUUUCAAAGAGGAAAUUCGACGUCUAUUGGAUGAAACAUACAGAUAUUGGCUACAAGGAGAAGAAACUAUAUUUUUAGACCCCACAACCUGUGCAAUGGCAUUUCGAAUGCUGCGUCUCAAUGGUUAUGAUGUCUCUUCAGAUCCAUUUUAUCAAUAUUCAGAAGAUAAAUUUCCCCAUACCUUGAAAGGGUACUUAAAGGAUGCUAGUGCUGUUUUAGAGCUAUAUAGGGCUUCACAAGUCGUUAUACAUCCGGAAGAAUCAGUUUUAGCAAAACAAAGUUCUUGGACAAGAAAUCUUCUGAAGCAGGAUUCUUCUGGUUACCAGCUGUAUGCUGAUAAACUUCGUAUUUAUGUUGAUAAUGAGGUCAAUGAUGUUCUUAAGUUUCCACAUCAUGCGAAUUUGGAGCGUAUUUUAAACAGGAGAUCGGUGGAGCAUUAUAAUGUAGACGGGACAAGGGUUUUAAAAAUAUCAUACAGAUCCUGCAAUCUUGCAAACCAAGAAAUUCUGAAGCUAGCUGUUGGAGACUUCAAUCUCUGCCAAUCAGUACACAGUGAAGAGUUGAAACAACUUUCAAGGUGGGUUGUUGAAAGCAGACUAGACAAACUAGAAUUUGCAAGGCAGAAACUCGCAUAUUGUUACUUCUCAAGUGCAGCCACUUCUUUUUCCCCCGAACUUUCUGAUGCUCGCAUAUCUUGGGCCAAAAACGGGGUGCUCACAACAGUUGUUGAUGAUUUCUUUGAUGUCGGGAGCUCUAAAGAAGAGCAACUAAACCUUAUUCAGCUAGUUGAGAAGUGGGAUGUAGAUGUCAGUACUGUCUGUUGUUCUGAGGCGGUUAAGAUAAUAUUUUCUGCAGUCCGUAGCACAAUUUGUGAGAUUGGAGAGAAAUCUGUCCAGCGGCAAGGACGUAAUGUGAAAGACAAUGUUAUCAAGAUUUGGUUAGAUUUGAUGAGGUCUAUGUAUAAAGAAGCUGAGUGGUUGAGAACCAAGGCCACCCCAACAAUGGAUGAUUAUAUGCAAAAUGCGUACGUAUCAUUUGCCUUGGGACCAAUUGUUCUUCCAGCACUCUAUCUUGUUGGACCUAAGCUUUCAGAUGAUGUUGCUGAAAAUCAGGAAUUGAAUCAUCUUUUUAAGACCUUGAGCACCUGCGGGCGUCUUCUCAACGAUAUUCAAGGUUUUAAGAGAGAAUCUGAGGAAGGGAAACUGAAUGCGGUGAGUUUGCAUAUGAUUCAUAGUAAUGGAGUUGUUACUUACGAAGACGCCGUUGAUAAGAUGAAGGGUGUUAUUGAGGAUAAGAGAAGAGAACUCCUGAGAUUGGUUUUGAAGGAAAAAGGAAGCUUAGUUCCAAGAGAUUGCAAGGAUUUGUUUUGGAAAAUGAUGAAAGUGUUGAACCUAUUUUACAUUAAGGAUGAUGGAUUUACUUCAAAUGAGAUGCACUCUACUGUAAAUGCAGUGCUUAAAGACCCAAUCAUUCUAACUGAAUUAUGGUAG
Molecule: messenger RNA, 2361 nt
Organism: Lathyrus sativus (Indian pea)
Lineage: Eukaryota; Viridiplantae; Streptophyta; Magnoliopsida; Fabales; Fabaceae
Source: the annotation of a GenBank genome assembly